AUGUUGAGGAUCUCCAUGUAACACCUCCAAACCAAAACAUGUUCCUUGGAAAAGCAAAUUCUGGCUUUAUAUAAUCCAUCAUUUAACAAUUUUCUUCCUCCAUCAUAACCCCAAUUCCCCAUCUUUGCUCUUAAUAUUUCUUACCUUUUUUCUUUACUAAUUAAUCUUUCGAAAAAAUGGGUGGUUACAACCUUGUUUUUCUCAGAGAUGAGAAGCUCCGCCAUCUCGCGGAGCUUCUCUACAAAAAAGAAGCACUCAACAUGCAAAACAUGCACUUCAGCUCCGAACCCGACCGGGUCAAAUACCUCAGGGAUUGCAAAACCAACUACGAGUCGGUGAUGAAACUCCUAGACCAAGUUGGAAAACUGAAGGGUAGGUUUCUGAACGACACCGUUCGGGCUCCUAUUGCUGGUGACAUCUUGUCCUACACCGAAACCUUCAUCAACAACGCGCUUCAGACCGUUCGGAACCUCACCCUGAGGAAGCAGCAUCUCGAUAAGAUCACCGACCAUGUCCGUUCUCUUGUAGCUUCCAUGGAAAACAUGGAUCCGCAGAAUGAAACCCACGUCGAACGAGUGGGAAAAGAAGUUGAAGAUUACAACAAGGCUAUGCUGGCUUACAACACCACCACCAAGUCUGGAACCCCCGGUGUCAAAGAACUCUCCAAGAUGCUCAUGGCCAACAAUGUCUCCUUUGAGAAACUAGUUCAAACGUUUGAGGGGAAAUUGGAUAUUGGUGGGAAAUUGAAGGAAGUGAAAGAUGUGGAAAAGAAGAAGGUGAUGAAGAGAGGCUGUGGGAGCUGUUUAUGCUCUUCUGGGGUUUCUCCACCUUUGAGCACUGAUGGGCUUCAAUGCUACGUAGCUUCAUUGCCUGAUGGAGCUGCUCUGGCGCGUCAAAUUGCGCAUCACUAAGAACUAAACAAGUUCACCCACUUUGUUGCAUCUCUGUUUAAGAAGAUGUUGUUGUUUGUUGUUGUGUUUGUCUGCUUGCAAAAUAAGCCUUGUUACUUUGAGGUGGCAAAUAAUAAAAGUUUGUGAAUUUGAGGCA
Messenger RNA from Ziziphus jujuba (common jujube), 1047 nucleotides. RefSeq lists its product as uncharacterized. The transcript has 2 exons. The record is from RefSeq and is a predicted model, not a curated record. Lineage: Eukaryota; Viridiplantae; Streptophyta; Magnoliopsida; Rosales; Rhamnaceae. Bases 177 to 911 code for a protein of 244 amino acids.